Molecule: messenger RNA, 2233 nt
Organism: Chinchilla lanigera (long-tailed chinchilla)
Lineage: Eukaryota; Metazoa; Chordata; Mammalia; Rodentia; Chinchillidae
Gene: Gpr75
Product: G protein-coupled receptor 75
Exons: 2
Coding region: 152-1756 (534 amino acids)
Biological process (GO): G protein-coupled receptor signaling pathway
Cellular component (GO): membrane
Molecular function (GO): C-C chemokine receptor activity
Source: RefSeq, a predicted model, not a curated record
CCGCGCCCUGCCACCCUGCCUUGGGGCAGACAAGGAGGAGCCGAAACCUGUAGAGAGGGCUCGCCUGGUCCGCGGCGCGCCUGGGAGCUGAGGCGCUGGCCCUGCGCCCGCUGUCCUGGAGAGGAGCAGGCCGAGCCCGGUCUCCCUGAAGAUGAACUCCACCGCCGCCCUGCAGGACGCGCCCAACGCCAGCUCCGCACAGGCGCCGCGCCCGCAGGGGGACAACGGCACGGCUGUCCACGGGCAGCUCCAGGACCUCAUCCACGUGGCCACCUUGGGGACCUGUGCCUUCCUGCUCGCCCUCGUCUUCUGCCUGGGCUCCUACGGCAACUUCAUUGUCUUCCUGUCGUUCUUCGACCCAGCCUUCAGGAAAUUCAGAACCAACUUUGACUUCCUGAUUCUGAACCUGUCCUUCUGCGACCUCUUCAUUUGUGGGGUGACGGCCCCCAUGUUCACCUUCGUGCUGCUGGCCAGCCGGGCCGGCGGCAUCCCCGACGCUUUCUGCUUCACCUUCCACCUCACCAGCUCAGGCUUCACCAUCAUGUCGCUCAAGACGGUGGCCGUGAUCGCCCUGCACCGGCUGCGGAUGGUGCUCGGGCGGCAGCCCGACCGCACGGCCUCCUUGCCCUGCACCGUGCUCCUCACCCUGCUGCUCUGGGCCACCAGCUUCACGCUGGCCACCUUGGGCACCCUGAAAACAGGCAAGUCCCACCUCUGCCUGCCCAUGUCCAGUCUGGUGGCCCGGGAAGGCAGAGCCAUCCUGUCUCUCUACAUGGUGGACUUCAGCUUCUGCGUCACGGUGGUGUCGGUGUCUUACAUCAUGAUUGCUCAGACCCUGCGGAAGAACGCGCAGGCUAGGAAGUGUCCCCCCGUCCUCACCGCGGACGCGGGCCGGCCACAGCCUUUCGCGGGGGCCCCUGUGAAGGCGGGGGGAGCCCCGCUCCAGCGUACCGUGCCGGCUCUGUACAGGAACCAGACCUACAACAAACUGCCGCGCGUUCCGACCCACGGCCGCGCCAAGAGCCCCGGCCAGCCGCCAGCCCCCGCGGCCAGCCGGCUGCAGCUGGCCUCGGCCAUCAACCUGUCCACGGCCAAGGAUUCCAAAGCCGUGCUCACCUGUGUGGUCAUUGUGCUGUCGGUGCUGGUGUGCUGCCUUCCGCUGGGGAUUGCCUUGCUGCAGGUGGUUCUGUCCAGCAGGGGCAGUUUCAUCUUCUACCAGUUCGAACUGCUUGGAUUUACCCUUAUAUUUCUGAAGUCGGGCUUAAACCCUUUCAUAUAUUCUCGGAACAGCGCAGGGCUGAGGAGGCGAGUGCUGUGGUGCCUGCAGCACACCGGCGUGGCUCUUUGCUGCCGCAAGCAGAAGACGCGACUGCGAGCCGUGGGCAAAGGGAACCUCGAAGUCAACAGAAACAAAUCUUCCCACCACGAAACAAACUCUGCCUACAUGUUAUCUCCGAAGGCGCAGAGGAGACUUGCGGACCAGGCCUGUGGCCCGAGUCACUCCAAGGACAGUGUGGUGAGCCCCAAGGUCUCAGCGGGACACCAGCCCUGCGGUCAGAGCUGCUCCACGCCCAUCAACACGCGGAUGGAGCCGUACUACAGCGUCUACCACAGCAGCCCCUCGCGGGAGGGGAGCAGCCCCGCGGGCCUGCCGCCGGUCAGCUCCUACAUCGCCGUGCACUACCACGCCACCACCGACCUAACGCAGGGGCGCGGCAGCACGGCCGCCAAGCCCAUUCCCGCGCCCUCUGUCUAAAGCACGGGAGCCGGGGAGCCAUGCACAAGUGGUUUUUCUUCCUAAUGCUGAUUGAAUAUUAAAUAUUUUUUGAGACCAGUGGCAGAUCAAAGCUUGAAGAUUUGGGAGAUUAAGAUUUUCUUUUGUCUAAAGUAUUGGUGUCUUGAUUUGCUUUAUAGUUUCCUGACAUUUGAAGAUUUGGUGUAAAAGUUUAUUUAAAUUUUCACCCGACCUAUACCCAGUCUUUUGUACUGAACCUUUAAAUAGCUGCUAGGAAUGAAGACCCUGUGUCAAGGUAGAAAAUCCAUCGAUUGCAGUCCACCGAGUCAGCCUUAUGGGUCUGCAAAGUGCAUCUCCGCUGGAUUUUCGGUUUGGGGAGGUGUGUGUGCGUGUGUGUGUGUGUGUGUGUGUGUGUGUGGUUCAUUUUGUCUUGUUUGGUGCUUGAGAUUGAACCUUGAGCCUCAUGCAUGCUGAGCAUGCCACCACUGAGCUACACCC